Manduca sexta (tobacco hornworm) is the source of this 4824-nucleotide messenger RNA. RefSeq names its product ras-related protein Ral-a (gene Rala). The transcript has 5 exons. Gene Ontology annotation, molecular function: GDP binding; GTPase activity; GTP binding. NCBI's taxonomy places the organism in Eukaryota, Metazoa, Arthropoda, Insecta, Lepidoptera, Sphingidae. The record is from RefSeq and is a predicted model, not a curated record. Gene Ontology annotation, biological process: Ras protein signal transduction. Bases 368 to 1060 code for a protein of 230 amino acids. Gene Ontology annotation, cellular component: plasma membrane.
GUUUCACGCGUAUUGUCUUACAGUUCUCACGUGCUGGCGCAAGGCACGUCGGUCCGCUCGAGUGGCGAAGAUCCAUUAACGUGCUCGCGCCCGCGUGCAGUACAGUUAGAUCAAUAUUAUCGAGGUGUCCAUACGGCGACGUCCGUGUCCGUGAUUCAUAUCUGUGCGAUUGAUUUUCCGCGACUUUUCCUCUCUGUACAAGUCUAGUCACGAACUGCGAGACCUUCCGGCGCUUAGAUAACAAAAAACCGUAGUUUAUUUAAGGUUGAGGCGGCGGACUAGUGUUAACAAGUGAAAGUAGAUUAUGCCUCUCGUCGGGUGUGUUCGGUCGUCUCCUGGGUUCGGGAGACGGAUCUGAGCACCCGUGAUGUUCUCUGCUAUAGCAUACCAGCUGUCUACCAAAUUUCUAGAGGAACAGAAAGAGUGUUCGUGCCUGGUCCCGCGGCCCGCCCCCGGCAUGUCCAAGAAGCCGGCCGCGCAGCCGACGCUGCACAAGGUGAUCAUGGUGGGCUCCGGCGGCGUGGGCAAGUCCGCGCUCACGCUGCAGUUCAUGUACGACGAGUUCGUCGAGGACUACGAGCCCACCAAGGCAGACAGCUACAGGAAGAAGGUGGUGUUGGAUGGCGAGGAGGUCCAGAUCGACAUUCUGGACACGGCAGGUCAAGAAGAUUACGCCGCCAUCCGGGACAACUACUUCCGCUCCGGCGAGGGGUUCCUCUGCGUGUUCUCCAUAACGGAACCUGAGAGUUUUGACGCCACACAGGAGUUCAGAGAGCAGAUCCUGCGCGUGAAGAACGACGAGAACAUCCCGUUCCUGCUGGUGGGCAACAAGUCGGACCUGGCCGACAAGCGCCGCGUGCCGCUCGACGCCUGCCGCGAGCGCGCCGCGCACUGGCAGGUGCCCUACGUCGAGACCUCCGCCAAGACGCGCGACAACGUCGACAAGGUGUUCUUUGACCUCAUGCGCGAGAUCCGCUCGCGCAAGUCCGACGACAGCCGCGCCACCAACGGCGACGUGAAGCGCAAGAAGCGCAGGAUAAUCAAGUGCGCCAUCUUGUAGGCCGCCCAACAACCUUUUGUAACUCUCUAAGCCGUGCAAGCUCCAACGUGUCGGGGACGUGUAUAUACCGCAGUUGUGUAAUACUUAGCCUUUGCACUACGUCGCUUGUUUGUCUAUGUGGUGUGAUGACGCGGCGAUGUAUAGCCGCUAGGGCAUCUGCCAGAAUAUCGAACAUGUUGUCCAAGUAUAUGCCAGUAAUUUAAACGUGAUAUUGUCAGUGUUUUAGGGAUUUUUGAUACUCAGUUUAUGCAACGCUUUUUAGCACCAAAUCCCGGUUCGAUUCUGUGCGGAAGUUACAAAGCGUCCGCCGCGUGAGGGCGUGAGCGCGCACUCUCCCUUUGAAUGCGCUUCGCUUAUGCCGAUUUCGAUUGUGUGUACUCAUUUUAGAAUCGAUUAUAUUGUAUUCAUCAAUAUUGUUGUUUUUAUCGAUCAACGAUCCCUGUGGAAUUUAAUUGGAAACUACACCGAGUUGACACAAUAGAAAUCGGCGACACAGUCUGUUACUGUAACAUGGAUAUGAAGCAGAAAAUGCUUGUGUAUUCACUGCAAUAUUACGCCCGUUUUGGUGCUGGAAAAGUAUCGAGUACUGUUUAUUUCGAAAGAAUACGAUUAAGUUUUUAGUAAAAAAGAAAUUAUAAGCACACCCCAGAAGACAAAAAAUCCUAGUGAUUAUGUUUUGUACAUUUGUAAAUUUCGAAGUACAGGAGAGUUAAGAUAAUUUUUAUACUUUAAACAACUUUUUUUUAAAUAAACAGUACACGAUGCGUCCUUUUUGAUUAUUAUUGUAAUAUUUGGAGCUUGUGCUUGCACUUUGUUUUGUACUCGAUCAAAUUUAAUGAAGUACUGAAACUGAAGCAGAUGUUUGAAAAGUGUGGCGCCAUUUAGAAUCGUAAUUUCGCGUGUAGUAACCAAUAAGCCUAGAUAAUUAGGAUUGUGGUUUUCUUAAAUUUACUGGUAUCAUACGAUGAUCUCUUAAAUACAUUUUCAUAAAAUAUUUUAACAGACAAGCUAUUUGGGCAAUUUUGAUUAUUAGUAACAUUUUGGAUGGCGCCAUACAAUGGCUCACAUAUAAGCAUGGACGGAGUAAUUUUAAGAUUUUUGUAUUUAUUUAAAUAAUCGUUAAGUGCUGAAUGUAAGUGUCGAUAAUGUGUUCCUUGUGUACGCUUACAGAAUUGUUAUUGUAUAAAAAUCGUUUGAACAGUUGAUAUUUUAUCGACAUUUCGGUCACUAAGUUGAAUAUCGAUUAUGAACCUGCAAUUCAGAAUUUUAUUUAAUAUUUUUUUUUGUAGCUUAGUGAUGUGAAGGAUAUAUGGAUAAUAUUUCUGUAAGCGCAGUGUAGCGUGAAAGUUUGCACUGCAGUGUCGUUAUCGACUCCUGCGCAUGUGUGUCACAUGUUAAGACUCUGUAAUUUUACGGUUUUCGUUUUGUGUCGUCUGAGAGGGUGGGAGAGAGGCGAUGAGAGUGUGACGUUCUUUUGAUUUGCUUUAAUUACUUAUGUAUGGUAAUAGUUUAGGUGUAACAAAUUAGGGUCGAAGAAUCUCCUAGCACGCUCAUAAUAUAUUUUUGGAUACACCCAGACAUAUUACUGUACAUUAGUUAUAAAGCAUAGUAUACAAGAAUAAAUCGAAUAAGACAUAAAAGCAGAGGAAAAGAGGUCUUUAGGAAGAAAGUUCGAGGUACGUCCAUUACGUUUGAUGAACUUGUCAAUACAAGCUUCGUAAAAUCUUAUUAGUUGCAAGGUACUUGUUGAUUUUGUGUAUGUUGGUCACAAUAUAUUUUAUAUCGAUGAUACGAGUGAUUUUUAUAAGUCAAUGCAUUUGAUAAAUUAAAUAAUAACGGUACGGCGGCGACAAUGAAUUCGAUGAUACUUAAAACUUAUUUCAUUUAACACAGGGUCGAUAUUGGUGUAACAUAAAUAAAGCUUUGAGCCGAGAAAAUAAAACUUUGAGCUGAUUUUUGCUAUAUCAAUUUGAAUCGUAUGUGAAAUGAUUUCAAAUUUUGUCUAAUUCAUUGUUUUCCGUCACACCGUAAGUUAGCGUUGAGCCUAACAUAAAAGGUUUUUAAACGUUAAUAGUUUAAAUUUAUUUGUAAAAUAAAAUUUAUUCAUCGAUAUUUUGGGGCUUCAGUUAUAAGUAUCGAUAUCGAUAUUCGCCGUAAUUUGAAGAAUAUGGGAUGUUUAAUUUUAUAAUAAAGUUAGAUGUUUGCUAGUUAUUACACUAUGUAUAUGUGGGUAGGUAUAUAAAGUUGAGUGUAUUUUGAUAAAACACACUACUUACAUCAUAAUACAGAGGGCCAAAUCGAUAAAUUUCAAUUAUUUUUGCGAUAGAGAUUAGUACAUACUACACGUAUACCAGGUGUUGUCGAUAAACAGUGCAAUAAAGUGCAUAAAAUUCGAAAGAACUACUUUAUUUACUCAAGGCAUCGAAUUAUCAUUAUUAUUAUCAAGCUGUGAUGUUUAUCUUCAGUACCGCAAAUAUCCUUCAUACUUUUAAUAAACCCAAUCUGUCUAGUUUCCCAGAUUUUGCAAGGUCACAAUAUGGUCCUCGUGAUACUAUAAAAUGAUAUUGGGUUACUUAUAAUGCUGUCCAGUUGUGUCCGCGUAAGGACGUAUGUAAGAUUAUCUUAGCAUAAUAUUUGUAGUCUGUGGAUGCGUCGCGCAUGUCGAUGUCGGUAGGAGGGUAAAUUAUGUCGAUAUUUUGACAGUUCUUACGUCAAUCGAUACCCAUGACAAGUCUGUAAUUCCAGUAAGCAGAACUCCCGAACUAGAGAAAGUAUUAAGUGAUUAAUUCUCCUUAAGAAAAGGCUUUUUAAAAUUCUUACGUUUAUCAAUACAGCUUAAUCAUUUAUCAUGAUAAGCGAUUUUAAAAUUCGAUAGAACCUAUCGACUUUAUCGACAGCGCCACGAUUGAAGGACAUUUCUUAACGGUCGCGUUAACUGCCAUUGUUAUUUACAUAUACAGGCUGAUAAUUUAAUCUUAUAUCGAUAUUAACUGUCAGUAUACUUCGGUUUAUUGGCUUGAAGAGUUGGACUGAGAUUAUACAGAGCUAGAUAAUUGCUUGUUUAUUCAACAGUUGACUUCCUUUUUGAAUUUUCGGUUAAAAUACUUUGAUUAUUACUAGAAUGUAAAUAACUGAUGUUCAGCAAAAAAGAUAUACCCAUUUUAUAUAAUAAUGUCAACAAUAUUAACACGUAAUCGGGUUUUCUGCGUAUAUUUUUUUCUUAUAAGGAGGGUCUAACAACUGGCUACAAAUGAUUGUUCAUUAACAUAAAUAGUGAAAUUUCAUAAAACAUUUAUUAUAUUCAAGUUAUUAGUUUCGUUUAUGGCGCAGGAACUGGCUUCAGCAAUAUAUAUUGUAAACAAUGGGACAUAAUCUCAGUCCAAUUCUUUUAUUUUCUAAUCGAUCAUAAUUAUCAAAUUACAUGUAGGGGCUCAGCCAAGUGGCAAUAUUAGUAAAGAAUAACCAUUUCUCAAUUCGAUACUUUCACCAAGCAUGGAAUAUGGCUUUGUGUAUCAUUUAUAAAAGAAAAGCGAGGCCAAGAACAAAUAUUAGUCUAACUAAUAAACUACAUUUUCGCGCCAGAGGUAUCGAAUGGCGAAGUGGAAUAAAUUCUGGUUAAUAUUUGCCUCUUCGCUGUGCGCCGUGGCUGUUUGACAACUGUUAUCGUAAUAUAAUUCCUAUAGCGUAGGUUAUUCGCAUGUAUGUCGAACUCACAGGAACAAAGUAUGAGAUGAAUGUGGUAAAUAUACAGAUUUGCAUAAUUA